GGGGCGGGGCGAGCUGAGCAGGCCGGGAAUGGUGGGGGCCGCUGCAGCCGGGAGCUGACUCGCUGCCCAGGUUGAAGAUAGCAGUAAUGCUAACGUUGGCAAGCAAACUGAAGCGGGAUGAUGGUGUCAAAGGGCCCCGUACAUCCAACCCAGCUUCUGAUUCUACUCGGAGAGUGUCUAUUAGAGAUAAAUUGCUUGUUAAAGAGGUUGCAGAACUUGAAGUUAAUUUACCUUGUACAUGUAAAGUGAAUUUUCCAGAUUCAAACAAGCUCCAUUACUUUCAGCUAACUGUAACCCCAGAUGAGGGUUAUUACCAAGGAGGAAAAUUUCAGUUUGAAAUUGAAGUUCCUGAUGCCUAUAACAUGGUGCCUCCAAAGGUAAAAUGUUUGACUAGAAUCUGGCAUCCGAACAUCACAGAGACUGGUGAAAUCUGUUUAAGGUAG
Messenger RNA from Chelonoidis abingdonii (Abingdon island giant tortoise), 443 nucleotides. The record is from RefSeq and is a predicted model, not a curated record. Lineage: Eukaryota; Metazoa; Chordata; Testudines; Testudinidae.